AUGGGACGAAAAAGCUUUUCCAAUGCUACUCCUCUGGACAAUUAUCGCCGAGCAAUAGGUCCGUCUGCUUGCCAUUCCCGAACAUUUAUGCAUUUUCAAGACUUGCGUGACCUGUGUCAGUUAACUCUUGAACUUGCCUCCAAAUUUCUCCUUGCCAUACGAUAUUUUCGUGCAUGUUUGAUCGACUUUUACUCUCAUCCAUCCUUUUUCCUCUCAGGCAGCAACCAGCGAAAAAUAACGAAAACUGAUCUAACUAGUCUGCGAGCCAAAGUCGACCGGAAGAGGUCUGCAAAACCAUUUUACGUAAGAAAAGAUAGUUUCAUUUUCCCCACGUUUUUCGAACUCGAGUAAGAUACAGAUACUGAUUUGGUGAUUUAAACUUUGCGAAGUUCCCAGGCUAUCGCCAGUUUUCUUCUCGCUUUUAGAAAGUCUGAAUGCAGUUUUGCAGUCAGGGGACUUGCUAAGGUAGAUCGAGAAAUGCAAACUCUGUCGUAUGCUCAAACAAGUGUUAUGUCUACAGGGGUUCCAGACCACGUCGAAUGUUUUAAUGUAGAUGAUGUAGCACCGAGGCGCAUGGUCUCCUAAGCUCCAGCCUUUUCGACCACUGAGCUCGCGUUUAUCUCCAGCCGCCUUGGUUACGUCUUGACAUGGGGGUAGCGGGUGAGGGAGAGAGAGAGAGCGGUUUGGAUUCUUCCCAAGUCUGCUUCGCUGUAAACAAAUUAUUAUGCAAGUGACCACUGUGUCCUAUCUGGCACAGCGGUGGUUCUCGCAGCGUGCAGCGAACGACUUUGUAUUUACCUCAGGGGUUUCAUAGCUGAUCAGUGACAGAAAAUGUCGCCGCCUCUGAUGAUGGGUUCAAGCGAGAAUCGCAAACGUCAGGUGAAUAAAGCCCUUGUUCCAGCGAUCGCUUCCACUUCUUAUCAGUCCAAGAACCGCCUGCAACUCUUGAUGGACUGUGUGGAACUGGGCGUUUAGCUGACAUCGUCUCCUUCGUCUCCAGUUAGGCAGCAAUUCCGGGCUCGGACUGUCAACGGUCGAUGAACAAGCUGUCCAGACUACCUUGGUCGUUUUUCUUGAAUGGUCUGAAGCAUCCAUCAUGCUAUCGCGUAGACUGUAGACUACCGAGACGAAUUUCGUCUGCUUCACACGACUGAUAAUUCUAGGCCAACGAUAGUUCAGGACAUCUGCGUUUCACUUGUCUAUUCUUUCAUGUCAAACAUUCACUAAACGGACGGUUACCUUGUACGCGCGGAUUCUACUGGCGACUGAGCCAUCGCAACAACUCAAUCGACGUCCUCGAAUGCUUCCAAAGAUUCUGAGAGCAGCAUCGGUUCGAGUACCGAUGUCGUCCUGGCAGUGUCUGUUAACCAAAUAUUUAACAUCGGGCUGUCUUAAACCAUCUGCUUCUUCAAACGGUUUAUUGCGAAUCACGGGAAAUACCUUCUGGGCAGAUAGACAGCGGCGUUGCUGAAUGAGCCGAUCGCGCAGUCGUGCGCUCUCUUCGUCAGCCACCGCAACGACCUUGUAGAUUGAGACCAAGCAGAAAUCCUUUAAUCCCACAGGCGUCAGUCCACUUGUGACAAUCAGGUCGAUUAUCAGAAACACCAUUGUAGUCUCUGUAUGAAUGACUACUACUACUACUACUACUACUACUACUACUACUACUACUACUACUACUACUACUACUACUACUACCACCACCACCACCACCACCACCACCACCACUACUACUACUACCACUACUAACACUACUACCACUACUACCACUACUACCACUACUACUACUACCACUACUACUACUACUACUACUACUACUACUACUACUACUACUACUACCACCACCACCACCACCACCACCCCUACUACUACUAUUGCCAGUCUGUUUGCCCGUAAUAAAUAAUACAUGACGAAAUGCGACAGACGUUGCCAUGAUCGAUGUGAAGUUUUUUUGCAGAAAGAGGCUCGAUGCCUGGGUGGAUGUCUGGAAAUGACAUCUUUUAUGUCCCCCCCCUACAGUGGAUAAGCUAUCUCAUGAAAUGUUGACUGAGAUUCUGGAAUGUGUUUUCAGUUCCAAAGUAUUACUUGAGUAGGGUUGUACUAUUAAUUGUCAUGUGGUGUAGUGUUAAGAUAUUCCAGUUACGUCAUGGUGCCGGCCUUCUAAUGAGCAUUUUAUCGGUCGCUUGCACAAACUGGAUUCCGCAAAAAUGACUGCGUAAGUAGUAUGUAUUCUUACCCAUGGUUUCUGACAUGAUUAUAAAUUCAAAUAUAUUAUGUAGAAAAAAUGCACAAGAAUAUUCUUUCUUCCAUUUAUUUGAUAGUAAAUCACAUCUUCAGAUUCUGUACGUGACGAAAGACUACUUUUCGGUAUUAAAAAACUUUCUCAAUUCCCGAAUAAUUUCGAAUGUGACCUGCCGUUACACUUGCACUCGAGGUUUCCGAAUAACGAGCUGCAUACGUGAACCAUGCUGUCCACUUCAUAAGCAACAUUAAUAAACGUGUUGAUGCGAUGCUGUACGAUUUGGCAUUUCACGAUCUUGAAAAAUCUCAUAAUUACAAACUUUCUUCAAACCAAAAGAUACUCCUUUUUUCCGGAAUAAUAUUUGAUUAAGACGUACUUAUUACUAAACAAACACAAGAAAGAAUUUUUGUGCAUAUUUUCUGUAAAGUAUAUUUGAAUUGAUAAGGGUCAAAAAUAAGUAGUCAAUGUGCAUGCUACUUAAGUAGCUAUUCUUUACGGAAUGUAGUUUGAAAGCCGGAAUCCUGUCGUGACUGGAAUAUCUUGGUAUUUUACCAAGCUAUAAUUAGUAUUGCAGGACUACGUAGGUAGUCUAUUCGACUUGAAAACGCAUUUCAGAAUUUCGGUUAAUAUUUCAACUCACUCUGACGCCACAACAGAUGCCUGUUUCUGCUCCUGCAACGAGAUUUCACCAAGACAGGGGUGAUUGUGUCGGAUCGCAUGGUAACUACUCUCUCCUCUUCCUCUCUCUCUCUCUGUCUCUCUCUCUCCCUCUCUCUCUCUCUCUGUCUCUCUCUCCCUCUCUUUCUCUCUCUCUCUCUCUGUCUCUCUCUCUCCCUCUCUCUAUCUCUCACUCAUCUCUGGCAGUCUUUUUCUCGGUUCAGAUGACCGGCGAAUGUCUUGCCGCAAAUGCUGUGACGCUUUCCCUACUCUUGCAGGAUCUAGUAAUGACCUUUGGCAUUGCCAUGAGCUGUGGCGUUUUCCUCUCCCUCAUCGCCUAUGCCAUUCUCGACUACCUCAAAUCCCGAGAAGUGACUGCCAUACCCUAA
Messenger RNA from Spirometra erinaceieuropaei, 3285 nucleotides. NCBI's taxonomy places the organism in Eukaryota, Metazoa, Platyhelminthes, Cestoda, Diphyllobothriidea, Diphyllobothriidae. The record is from the annotation of a GenBank genome assembly.